This is a messenger RNA of Cucurbita pepo subsp. pepo (vegetable marrow), 1739 nucleotides long. NCBI's taxonomy places the organism in Eukaryota, Viridiplantae, Streptophyta, Magnoliopsida, Cucurbitales, Cucurbitaceae. The record is from RefSeq and is a predicted model, not a curated record.
AUGUUUUUAAUAGAAGUAAAAUCAGUUCUGAUGCUGCUAGGGUUCAUGUCGCUAACACUGACGGUAACGCAACAGCCGGUAUCGAAGAUUUGUAUUCCGAAUAGCGUAGCGUAUACGAUGCUUCCAUGCCAGAGAGAAAUACAGAUCAAAGCAGAUAAGAAUCUGGAGAUGGAACAAUCGCGAUCAGCCUCCUCUGCAAAUCGGUCGUUUUCAUGGAUGAUGGAAAAAUUCGUGAGCCUCGCAGCAGAAAGUGAAGAUAGUGGUGGUGGUGAUGAUUCUUCUUCUUCAUCAUCUUCUUCAUCAUCUUCUUCAUCUUCGGAUUACUGUACUGCGAAGGGGAAGACCUCGCUGAUAUCGCAAGGAGGAAUGAAUCAACUGAACAACUUCAUCUUCGUGUUGGCUGUUAUGCAGAUUGUUUACAGUGUCCUCACCAUGGCGUUGGGAAAGGCCAAGAUGAGGCGUUGGAAAGCUUGGGAGGAAGAAACUCAUACCUUGGAUUAUCAAGUGGCCAAUGAUCCUAAUCGUUUUAGAUUCACAAGGCAAACAACGUUUGGACGUCGACAUAUUAGUUCUUGUGCCACACCACCAUUACUUCUUUGGACGAAAUGUUUCUUUAGACAAUUCUUUCGUUCAGUUGCCAAAGUUGAUUACCUAACCCUUCGUCAUGGUUUCAUAUCGACUCACAUACGUGGAAACACUUCUUUUAACUUCCAAAAGUACAUUGAAAGAUCGUUGCAUGAUGACUUCAAAGUGGUCGUUGGCAUGAGUCCUUUCAUGUGGCUCAUAGUAGUUAUCUUCAUCCUCGUAGAUGUGCAUGGUUGGAAUGCAUAUAUGUGGGUGUCUUUUCUUCCAUUAAUUAUAGUGCUAGCUCUUGGAACAAAGCUUGAAGUGAUCGUAGCAAGGCUUGCCCUUGAGCUUCAACACAAGACCGAUGUGAUCAAAGGAGCCCCAAUGGUUGAACCAAGUGAUGAUCUCUUCUGGUUCAAUCACCCCAAAUUUGUUCUUACCCUCCUUCAUUUCACCUUGUUUAUGAAUGCAUUCGAGCUUUCUUUUAUCAUUUGGGUCACGCUACAAUAUGGGAUUAAAUCUUGCUACCAUGAAAAGUUGGUGGUCAUCAUUAUAAGAAUAGUCUUGGCGGUCACAGUCCAAGUGUUGUGCAGCUACAGUACUCUACCUCUCUAUGCUCUUGUCACACAGAUGGGGUCACAGUUCAAAGCUGCCGCAUUAGAAGAACAUACCGCCAAAGCCAUAAGGAAAUGGCACCAAGAUGUGAAGCAAAAGAGAAAACAGAGUAACCAUCACCAGUACCCCAACGACCUGGACCCAAGCCAACACCAAGAGGGAUCGUCUCCCUUCGUCGCUGGGCGCUUGUCGUCGAUGGUAUUCGAGAGCAGCAGCAAAGCCCAAAGCUCCCAAGAGAUGACCCCUUUCCAUCAUCGAGCCCCCACUUUUUCUGAGCUCAAUUAUCUUGACAUUGUGUCUAAUGAGAUUGUUGAAGAACCCACAGAAACUGCAGCAAUAAAAGAUGAAUCUAUAGUUGUAGAUAGGUCAAUAGGAAUAAAAAUAGGAGAGAUUAGUGAAGUUCACGAAGGAGAAACCGAAACCCAUAUCACAUAAAUUUUGGUUUGAGCUAAAACAUCGACGUUUGUGUGGUAGAAGCCUAUUAUUAUUUGAUUAUGUAUAUAUUGUUCAUUUGUAUUUAUUAUAAAUUUUAGUGAGAAAGGGAGUUAUUAGUGGAA